Molecule: messenger RNA, 1052 nt
Organism: Ochlerotatus camptorhynchus
Lineage: Eukaryota; Metazoa; Arthropoda; Insecta; Diptera; Culicidae
Product: nuclease SbcCD subunit C-like
Exons: 4
Coding region: 51-1052 (333 amino acids)
Source: RefSeq, a predicted model, not a curated record
UUUUUUUACAAGCUCAAGUCCCCGAACCACCAAAUUCCACGUAAUCUACAAUGGCUUUUUCCAGUCAGAGAACGUUUCUAAAUGUGCCGUUCCGCAACGAGAAACCCGAAUCGCCCGACCGAAAACGAAGCGAUUGUCAGCUGAAAUCCUACGAGUCCUGUACGGAUUCGAGGGCGUGGUCCAUGGAUCCGAAAGUUUCCUCCAAAUUUCUGUUGGACGUUGCGCACAAGGCCCGCUUUCAAAGCAAAUUAGCUCGACCGAGUGGCGACUGUGAACUUACGAGGGAAUACCUACAGUACCUGGACGUCGAAGAACUGGUCGAUUACGUCAUGAGUCUCAUGCUAGAACUGAAGAAGACAAAAUCGCAAGUUCAGCAACUGGAGGCUGAUCGAAAGGACCUCGGCGAACGGUUGGUUUCGGUUCAACAGAUGGCGGAAACAUGUGAGCAAGAGAAGGAAGAAUUGAUUGUGGCACAACAGCAACCGUCGGAGCUGCUGGAUCAGGAAAUGAUCGAAUUAAGAAACAUUAUUUUGGCGAUGAAGGAGAAAGCGGACCGGUACGAUUGCUUAAGGCAGGAGAAUGAGUGCAUGAAGGUAAAAUUGGAAAGGUUCUGUGAUAGGAAUGAGUCCACGAAGAGAGCAAGUUUCGAUGAAGGCGCUUGCGGUGAUUCGGUUCCGAAGGCUUGCGAGAGGUUGAAAGCCGAACUGAGGCUUUACAAAAGACAUUACGAUGAACUAACGGUGCAGAAGCGAACGCUGAUGGAACAAUUGCAGAGAACCAAAGUGCGGGAGGGCAAGGUUUUAGAUUUGCGAAAUCAAUUGGCGGAGGAGGAAUAUAAACGGGAGAGUAUGCAGCGGCAGAUGGAUGACUUGCUGAUCGAGUACGACCGUCAGGCACUGGAACUGAAGAGGAAGGAUGAGUACAUAGGCAUGUGCAAUAGGCGAUUGGAGAGGGUAGAGUUGGACCGGCGGCCGUCAAGUGCGCCAACUGGUCAAAGGAUUAUUCAACGGCGAAGCAUUAGGGAAGCUUCUAGGCGGUCAAUGCAGCAGUAG